GGGGAAAAAAAAAUUCUGAGCUGUUGUUGUCAAGCUGAAGCCUGAAGGGCCAUGGCCAAUCCACAUAUUUUUUUACACAAAUGACAAAGGUAUACCCUUUUGCUUGCAAGGGCUUUUGGUACUACUGUGGGUAAGACACAUAUAUAUAACAAGCAUCUGCAAUGGGUUCUGGAUACUGGCUUAAAAAUGUAAUCAGUUUGAGAAAAGCAAAAGAUGGCAGAUCGAAAAGAUUAAAGAGAACUUCUAUAGGACGCAGGGAGGAUGAAAACUCUCAGAAAGAGCCUUCAAGAAGAACAAAUGGUGCCUCUGUCAAAAAGCACAGAGAAAUGGGAAUUCCUUCUGAAGAUAACGCAGCCAUAAGGAUUCAGACAGUUUUCCGUGCAUAUAUGGCAAGGAAAACUUUGCAUCGCUUGAAAGGGAUAUCAAGGUUACAUUCUAUGACACAAGGCCCUUCUGUGAAAAAACAAGCUUCGACAACCUUGAGCGCUCUCCAUUCAUGGAACAGGAUACAGGCCGAGAUUAGAGCUUGUCGUGUUCGUAUGGUCAUAGAAGGACGUCUUAAGCAGAAGAAACUGGAGAAUCAAUUGAAGCUAGAGGCAAAGCUUCAUAACUUAGAGGUAGAGUGGAGUGGUGGCCCUGAAACAAUGGAAGUGGUUCUAUCAAGGAUACAUCAGAGAGAAGAAGCAGCAGUGAAGCGGGAACGAACUAUGGCAUAUGCAUUUUCUCAUCAGUGGAGAGCCAAUUCCAACCCAAUGUUUGGAUCAAGUAUCCAUGAUUUAGGCAAAGCUAAUUGGGGCUGGAGCUGGACAGAUCGCUGGAUCGCUGCUCGACCAUGGGAAAGCCGAAUCCCUGUUCAAUCAAGGCCAAAAAUUGUCAAUAGAACAGCAAGCAAGACUCCUAAAAGUUACAAAACUCAAACAACAAAAACACCAGUUUCUGUUAAAUCAACUUCUGCCAAUUGGAAACGUGCUAUGAAGCCUCGAAAGCUAUCAUACGAAGCAGCUGAUAAACUAACUGCACAGAAAGGAAUCAACAAAGUUGAAACAAGCAUUGUCAAACAGGAGGUGGUAUCUUAGAAGCAAUUGAAAGAAAGAUGAUAUGUUCAACCUAAGACGCGUUUCUACAGUUCCGGUGAGGAUCAAAUGAUGCUGAAAAACUUGAAGUUGGAUAUGUGUCUGAACAGUGAAGUGAAGUUUGCCAUUUUUUCAUUUAAAUUUCCGAGCU
Solanum stenotomum is the source of this 1224-nucleotide messenger RNA. Its product is annotated as protein IQ-DOMAIN 9-like. NCBI's taxonomy places the organism in Eukaryota, Viridiplantae, Streptophyta, Magnoliopsida, Solanales, Solanaceae. The transcript is spliced from 7 exons. The record is from RefSeq and is a predicted model, not a curated record. Gene Ontology annotation, molecular function: protein binding. Bases 162 to 1076 code for a protein of 304 amino acids.